This is a messenger RNA of Eremothecium gossypii ATCC 10895, 1392 nucleotides long. RefSeq lists its product as uncharacterized. The transcript has a single exon. Lineage: Eukaryota; Fungi; Ascomycota; Saccharomycetes; Saccharomycetales; Saccharomycetaceae. Gene Ontology annotation, molecular function: histone H2AQ104 methyltransferase activity; RNA binding; rRNA methyltransferase activity. The record is from RefSeq and is marked provisional. Gene Ontology annotation, biological process: box C/D sno(s)RNA 3'-end processing; rRNA methylation. Gene Ontology annotation, cellular component: small-subunit processome; box C/D methylation guide snoRNP complex. The coding region runs from base 1 to 1392 and encodes 463 amino acids.
AUGUUGGAAAGCUCGCAAAGCAGCCAUAAGGUACUACGCAAAUGGAACAGCUGUGCAGAGCACUUGAAUUUGCCUGCGGAGCCUGUGGCGGCGGUGCGGCGGCUUCAUAUCUAUGACUUCGACAAUACGCUGUUCAAGUCGCCUGCACCGAACCCGAACAUCCUCGCGCCCGAUCUGGUGCGUGCGCUGGUGAACUGCGAGCGGUUCAGCAACGGCGGAUGGUGGUCUGAGAGACGCUUCCUGGCCGCUGCGGUGGAAGAAUGGGAGCAGCGUGGCAGCGGUGCGGACAAGGAGUUUUGGAAUCUGGACGUGGUCGCGCUUGCGCACCUUUCGGCCAAGGAGCGCGGAACAGUGUCCGUGCUGAUGACAGGGCGUCGCGAGGUGGUGUUCUCCGAGCUGAUUGGGGAGCUGCUGCGGCGACCUGUGGACGGGGAGUGCCUGUGCUUCAACGCUGUGCUGCUGAAGAAAGAGGGCCACCGCAGCACACUAGCAUACAAAACCGCCUGCAUGAAGGACCUACUGGAUGCAUACCCGGCACUCGAGGAGAUUACGAUCUACGACGACCGCCCAUGGCAGCUGGCCGGCUUCCGGACGUUUUUGAACGAGUAUGUGACGGCUGUGAACAACCGCCUCACUCCUAAUCUCGUGCAUAUCCCCGGGGAGAUUAGGUAUCUGGAGCCACGCAAGGAGGUCGCGAUCAUCACUGCAGUUGUAGAGGAGCAUAACCGAGAUGUCGACCUGCUGCGCAAUGGGCGGCAAAAGAAGCUUCCCGGGAAAUCGUACUUCUACCUCGAGAAAGCGUCGAUCCGAGAAGUUAUAUCAUUUGUGGGGCAUUACAUCACCAUCGAGAGUCGGAAGCGCAUCAUGGAGCACAUCACCCAGAACUUCACGCAUGUAUUUGGUUCAACCAAUGAGGAGCUGGAUCAGUAUGUCUUUGACCCGAGCUUCAUUCCCGCCACUAAGCUACACACACUGCCAUCAAAAGUGAUGGUAGGUCAGUUCAUCGUCGGCCGCAAAGCCUACACUGCCACCGACGAGGCUGCGUUCGCAAGAUACGCAGAGGAGUUCAACGACCUGAAGACCCGUGUGUACGUGCAGUUCCGGCUGAAGCGCUUCGGCAAGGUCGACCACAGUGCAUUCUACGUGGAGGUAGAGCCGGUGCCGCCCGAGCGAAUCGUGAAAUCUGACUCUGUUGAAACAACAGCAUUCUACCUGGGCCAGCGCGUGGGGUCCCAGCUGCAGUCCAGUAUCCACGACCCGGCAUCCUUCCCCGAGAGCAUCGAGUGGGAAGACAUCGAGCAGGAGGUGUACAUCGAUACUGAGCUACAAUACAAUUACAAGUACCACCUCUGUUCCUUCAAGAAGCAUAGGAAGCAAAAGCAUCACAAAUAG